Molecule: messenger RNA, 2223 nt
Organism: Myripristis murdjan (pinecone soldierfish)
Lineage: Eukaryota; Metazoa; Chordata; Actinopteri; Holocentriformes; Holocentridae
Gene: ak7b
Product: adenylate kinase 7b
Exons: 18
Coding region: 1-2106 (701 amino acids)
Biological process (GO): nucleobase-containing compound metabolic process
Molecular function (GO): nucleobase-containing compound kinase activity; ATP binding
Source: RefSeq, a predicted model, not a curated record
AUGGCGGAGAGGAGGAUGGAGAGAGUCAAACAACCACCCAAACGAGUUUUCAUCAACAACAUAGACUCGUAUGCAUCUAAAUAUAUUGCUAAGUUCUUGUCUGAGUGUGUGGUUGGAGCAGCCGUGGUUUCUGAUGGGGAGACGGAGAUAGAGGAAAUAGCAGAAGACAGUAAAGCACAAGCCUUUCAGAUUAUUGGGACUGUUAACAACAAACCUGAGGAGGAAACACCAUAUGUCCUGGAGGAGUAUCAUCAACUGGAAAGGGAAGAGCUUCUCCACCAGCUGAUGGACUGUGACAUCAUCAUCUACAACAUUACCCAGCAUGCUGAUCAGGUGGAUGAGGCCUCUUGGGUCAUCUCAGCCCUCCAUAACAGCAUGGACAGUUUUUGUGGACCAAAAAUGUUUAUCCUCAUAUCCACCAUGAUGACCUGGGCAUGCAGCAAGCCAAGUGACCCUGAAGUUCCAGAGAAUCCUUUCACUGAUGAAGACUUCUGGAGAAGAAGAACACAUCCUAACUUCAAAAAACACCUCAGCCUUGAAAAGAUGGUGGCUGAAAUGGGGAAAACUAACAAGACAUUGCUCUCAACGUAUGUGGUGGCAUCGGGACUUCAGUACGGAAUGGGAGAGCAAGUCUUCCACUUCUUUUUCAAGAUGUCAUGGCUUGGACAAGAACUUGCAAUACCUGUCUUUGGAGAGGGCAACAAUGUCGUCCCCACCAUUCACAUCAAUGACCUGGCCAGUGCUAUUCAGAAUAUCAUUGAAUGUAAGCCCAAGCCUUACUACCUGCUGGCUGUGGACAGUUCCAGCAACACCAUGAUGGACAUUGUGAAGGCAGUUGCUUCCGUAUUUGGACCAGGGAAAAUCCAGCAAAAGCCAUUUGAAGAAGCAUUCCUCACACAGGAGCUGAGUCAAAUAGAAAUUGAUUCCAUAUUGGUCAAUCUGCAUAUGGAGUCUGUCCAUCUCAAAGAGCUAUUCACCUUCCCCUGGGUUUGUGAGGCAGGUCUGGUGGAGAACAUAGAGCUGGUGGUGGACGAGUACCGGCAGACCAGAGGGCUGCUGCCCAUCCGUCUGUGUGUCCUCGGUCCUCCUGCAGUGGGGAAGAGCACAGUGGCUGAGCAGAUCUGUAAACACUAUAAACUCCAUCACAUCAGACUACAGGACACGAUCUCUGAAACCAUCGCCCAACUGGAAGCUGAUGUGAAGAUGGAUGAUCCAGAUACAGAGAAUGUGGACUCUGCAGAAUCAAAGGAGUUCCUGGACACCCUAAAGGCUAGUAUGGAGCAGAAUGGAGGGCAUUUGGAGGACCAUCUUGUGAUUCAGGUGAUGAAGGAAAAGCUCAAGUCUAAACCAUGCAGAAACCAGGGUUUUGUUCUGGAUGCCUUCCCUGAGACCUAUGAGCAAGCUAAGGAGCUCUUCUAUGCUGAAGAGGAUGAAACAGAGGACACAAGAUCCAAGAUUCCCCCAUACAACAAGGAAAUAACCCCAGAAUUUGUAUUCUGUCUGGAUGCCUCAGAUGCUUUCCUGAAAGAUCGGGUGCUCAACCUGCCAGAGAGGCUGGUAGAGAACAGCUCUUACCGCCAGGAGCACUUCCUUCAGCGACUGGCCAGCUACAGAGAGAACAACGUGGAGGAUGAAACCAUUCUCAACUACUUUGAUGAGCUGGACAUCAUGCCUCAGCACAUGGAGAUCAGCAACAGUGAUGACCCUGAGUACCUGUUGCUGAUGCAGAAGAUCAGUCGUGUUGUCGGCCGGCCCAGAAACUAUGGCCCCAGCAGCCAGGAGGUGACGGAGGAGGAGAGGAGGAGGGCUGAUGAGAAGAUCAAGCGUCAGGUCCAAGAAAGGGCCGAGGAGGAGCAGAGGGAGGAGGAGGAGGCCAGGCUGAGGGCUGAGCGCUGGGAGGAGUGGAGUAAACAUUUGGAGGAGGUGAGGCAGCAGGAGAAUGACCUCUUGGAAGCCCAGUCACUCCCUAUGAGGAGAUAUCUGAUGGACAAUAUCAUGCCCACCCUCACCCAAGGCCUUAUCGAAUGCUGCAAAGCCCAGCCACAGGACCCGGUGGACUUCCUGGCUGAGUACCUGUUUAAGAACAACCCCCUGACCAGCAAGUAAAACUGAAGUCCAAAAAAAGAGAAAGAAUUAUACUUUUCCUAUGCAGGUAGAUUUCAUUUCUUGUUGGUUGCACAUGCAAAUUCUGUACAUUAUUAUAUAGUAAAUAUGAUUCCACUA